GGGCCAUCAAUAAUUGGAGGGCAGAAUUCAGCACUUCCGAGAACAUUAUUAGGAGUAUUUUGCAGGAACCUUGUUUUAAUUAAGUUAGUUAUACGAAUAUCUUCUGUAUCUGUUAAUGUUCUGUUCAGACACUUUAGAGAAUUCAUCAUAAUAGAUUAUUGGCCAUCAAUCUGCCAUGACUCUCCUCCUUUAUCUGGAUUUAAACUCGGUUGGUUUUUAACAUAGGCAUAUUUAUGUUACAUUGACUUGAAUAUGUGUGUCCAGCAUGCCAUUUUCCAGAACUUUGCACGUGGUGUGCAAAGUAAUGAAGAGUCCAAGUGAAAAAAGAUGCAUAAUCUCAUGUACAAGCCAGCCUUUUCUUUAGAAUAUUAUAGAAUACCUUUUACAUCUGUGUGAAGCCAAAGUGAUUCCUUUCCCCUAUCAGGAUGCUACUGAAGAUUAAUCCAAGAUAUUCUUUUCAUUUCUUUGGAUUUAAGACACAUUUUCUUUUAAAGAAAAGAAGAAAAUGCUACAACCUGUCAAUGUUGUCUGGACAAAGAAUGGAACCAUUAUGGCUUUAUAUACAUAUGCAUAUUCAGUAUUGAAAUCACAAAAGGGAUUUAAUUUAUUCAAUAAAAUUUCCCUUCUUUGCUUCUGCCAAAGCUAAACUUGUCAGGCCAUGGCUUCAGGGGCAGGAAAAUCAGCAGCUUUUAUGCUUUUGAUCCUUAAUGUUUUCCUUUACUUCAUUGUUACUGUAAUUUCUGGUUGGGCUGUCAAUCAUGCCAUAGUUAGAUCCCGAGAAACAGCAUCAACUCUCGCAAUCCCAGCUAGGAUCUUUCCUAUAUUCUUUCCAUUUGGGAACAUGGCAACUGGUUCUCUCAUCAUAUUCUCACUUAUUGCUGGAGUGGUGGGCUUCGUUACCUCACUUACUGGAAUUCAAAAUGUGAUACAAUGGGAUGCACCCAAUUUACAUACAGCUGCUUUCACUUCUCUCACCAGUUGGCUACUCACAUUACUUGCUAUGGGGUUGGCUUGUAAGGAGAUUGAUAUGGGGUGGACCGACUCAAAUUUGAGGACCUUGGAGACCAUAUUGAUAAUAUUGGGCGGGACACAAAUGUUUUGCACUGCUGCAAUUCAUGCUGGAAUUGGAGAUGUUAAUACCCGUGGUGUUUAAGCAGAGGAAGAAUUUGAGAAUUUUCAUAAUUUAAUAAUGUACCAAAAAUGUUUAUUUUUUCCCCUCUCAUUUUACUCACUUUUAAGUUUUAACGUGUGUAUGUAAUACGUAUUGAUUUUUUUUGUCCUUUUCUUAAUGGACUUUAUAAAGAUUGUUAUGUGGAGUUCUUAGUCUCGAGCAGAAUGAAGAAAGAGUUGUCUA
Lycium ferocissimum is the source of this 1354-nucleotide messenger RNA. RefSeq names its product membrane protein PM19L. NCBI's taxonomy places the organism in Eukaryota, Viridiplantae, Streptophyta, Magnoliopsida, Solanales, Solanaceae. The transcript is spliced from 4 exons. The record is from RefSeq and is a predicted model, not a curated record. Bases 659 to 1153 code for a protein of 164 amino acids.